Indicator indicator is the source of this 2437-nucleotide messenger RNA. RefSeq names its product tudor domain containing 3 (gene TDRD3). Bases 250 to 2196 code for a protein of 648 amino acids. NCBI's taxonomy places the organism in Eukaryota, Metazoa, Chordata, Aves, Piciformes, Indicatoridae. The record is from RefSeq and is a predicted model, not a curated record. Gene Ontology annotation, molecular function: protein binding. The transcript has 14 exons. Gene Ontology annotation, cellular component: nucleus.
GAGUCGGGCUGGUAUCUUUCAGAUGAAGGAAUUGAGGCUUGCAUAAGUUCUUCGGAAAAAGUUAAUACAAAUGACAUUAUCCUAGUUGCCCUUAAUACAGAUUUAAGAACGAUUGGCAAGAAAUUCCUCCCCAGUGACAUCAAUGGUGGAAAGGUGGAAAAGCUGGAAGGGCCGUGUGUUCUGCAAAUACAGAAAAUACGCAAUGUUGCUGCACCAAAGGAUAACGAAGAAUCUCAGGCUGCUCCCAGAAUGUUACGUUUACAGAUGACCGAUGGACACACAAGCUGCACAGCUGUGGAAUACAGUAGCAUGUCAAAAAUAAGCCUGAACACACCACCUGGAACAAAAAUUAAGCUUUCAGGAAUUGUUGAAGUGAGAAAUGGAUUCUUGCUGUUGGAUGACAGUAACACAGCAGUUCUCGGAGGUGAAGUGGAGCAUCUUAUAGAAAAGUGGGAAUUACAAAGGAGUUUAGCAAAACACAAUAGGAGUAACAUUGGAACGGAAGGUGGCCCUCCCCCUUUUGUACCUUUUGGACAGAAAUGUGGGUCUCACAUGCAGGUGGAUAGCAGAGAGCUUGAUCACAGGAAGACCCUGCAAAUGCCAAAUACUGUAAAAACUGUUGUGGACAAUGAUGAAUUUGAAAAACAGAGAACAGCUGCUAUUGCAGAAGUAGCAAAGAGCAAAGAGACCAAGACAUUUGGAGGAGGCGGUGGUAGUAACAGGAGUAAUCUCAGUGUGAGUGCUGGAGGGAAUCGAAACAGGGAACUGUUCCAGAAAGAGAAGAUAACAAAACCUGAGGGAAAGAAUGAAGGUGUCUACCGAGAACUGGUUGAUGAAAAGGCCCUAAAACACAUAACAGAGAUGGGUUUCAGCAAAGAAGCAGCAAGACAGGCACUUAUGGAUAACAGCAACAGCCUAGAGGCAGCAUUAAAUUUUCUUCUUAACAGCAGUAAACAAAAACCCGUUCAGGGACCACCACCUAGAGGUAAAGGGAAGGGCCGAGGCCGAAUAAGACCUGAAGAUGAAGAAGAGCUGGGAAAUGCCAGACCAUCUGCACCAAGCACACUGUUUGAUUUCUUGGAAUCCAAAAUGGGUACUCUUACAGUGGAGGAACCGAAAUUGCAAUUUCACCCGCCACAUCAAGUACAGCACAAAGUUCUGAAUACCGAACAGAAUGGCAUCAAAGACAAUCAUUCAAGACACGUUUCUCGCAAUGACAUGAGACAGUCCAGGAAUGAGAAACCCCCUCGUUUUCAAAAGGAUAUUCAAAAUUCACGCCAGGCUUUGGAAAGUGGUGGGUUACCAAGAAACAGAGGUCCUGAAAGGCACAACUCUUUAGAACAUUGGACAGAUGAAAAAAAUAAAAGUGACAGACAUUAUCCUAGAAAUGACAGGCCAAAGGAUAUGGGUUAUCCCAUAGCUACUCACCAGAGUGAGAUGACUUUCAAAAAAAGAGAUAACAACAUGCAAAACAGAGUAGGAAAAGGGGUAUGUUUCACAGAAUUCAAGGAGAAUUCUGUUGCUCAAGAUAUUGCAGAGAACAAUAACCAGAAACGUGGGAAAAGGGAAAACCAAAUACACAAUUCUGAAAACUUCUGUGACAGGAAGGCACGAACAAUAAGUAGUGAGGCUUUUAUGGUAAAAAGCGAGCAGCAUUUUGGUGUUAAUAAUGAUUACCAAAAUCGUAGCAGAACUGAUAAUUUUAGUGCUGUACCAAAUGGAGAUACCGAGCAUCAUCAGAAAGGAAGACGAGUAGGACCGAUCAAAUCAUCAGGACCCACUGCCAUCCCAGCUUUUGAUGAUAAAAUGUUGUAUUACAACACUGGUCCCAAAAGGAGAUCAGGGCCCAUCAAACCGGAGAAAAUAUUAGAACCAUCAGUUCACAUGGAGUACGGAAAAAGUUGGAGACCAGGGGAUGAAUGCUUUGCUCUUUACUGGGAGGACAACAAGUUCUACCGGGCAGAAAUUGAAGCUCUCCAUUCUUCUGGGACAACUGCUGUUGUUAAAUUCUGUGAUUAUGGAAAUUACGAAGAGGUGCUUCUCAGCAACAUCAGGCCUGUUCAUGCAGAUACAUGGGAGGAGGAGGAGGAAACAUAUGAGCAAACUCUGGAAUUCCGCAGAGGAGGUGAUGGUCAACCGAGACGUUCCACACGACCUACUCAACAAUUUUAUCAACCCCCAAGAGCUAGAAACUGAGUAAUAGGAAAUAAAAGAAACCUUCUCAAGAUGGGCGAAAUUCACUGGCAGCUCUAACUUGCUGAAGACUUCUAGAAGAAAUUCUGGCUUUUUCCAAGCAACAGGAUGGAACAAUGAAAGCUCAUGUGAGCAGAAGGAAUUAGGACCUGACACCACAAGAGACUUUUUUAAAAGUUCUUAGAUACAUGAAGCUAAAUACUUUUUACAUACAAAAGGGGCAAAUUGUCAUUGCUGCCAUCAA